AUGUGUCUCGGACUGGGAUCGCUCGCCUGUUGUGUAACGGGCCAAGCAGCUUCGUGUCUUUGUUCUGCAUGUCCAUCAUGCAAAAACUCAACGAGUGCGCGACUGAUGUAUGCGCUUUUUAUGCUCCUCGGAAGUAUUCUUGCGAUGAUUAUGUGCACAAAUGGACUAGAAGACGCGCUCCGAAAAGUUCCCAUGCUCUGCAAGGGCACCCGCAAUGAUGGAAUUUCUGACGUCACAGCCCAACUCGACAGUCUUAUUGGCACGCAGACAACUGGCGAUGGCGCGAUUGACUGUACUCGACUCGUCGGAUUCGAGGCCGCUUACCGAGUCUGCUUCGGAAUGUGCUGCUUCUUUUGGCUCUUCAUGAUUUUGAUGCUGGGCACACGAAGCUCGAAGGAUCCUCGCUCUGGAAUUCAAAAUGGUUUUUGGGGAAUCAAGUUUCUUAUUCUCGCAGCUUUUAUCACCGCCGCCUUCUUUAUCCCAUCCGAGCCAUUCGAUCAGGUCAUGUACGUGUUUGGACUCAUCGGCGGAUUGGCCUUUAUUUUGAUUCAACUGGUGCUCUUCAUUGAUUUUGCGUAUCGAAUCAACGCCUGGGCAGUGCAGAACAUGGAAGAUGCCGACGACGAGCGCGACCAAAAAUGUUGGUUCGCAGGGCUCAUUUUUGCUACAUUCUCGAUCUUCGUCCUGACAAGUGUCGCCAUUGGAUAUCUCUUUUACUUUUACGGUGGCAACUUUACGGAGACAACAAACUCCUGCAGCCUACACAAAUUCUUCAUCAGCUUUAAUAUGAUCCUUUGCUUUAUAAUUUCUGUCGUUUCGAUCCUUCCCAAGGUACAGGAGCAUAACCCGGCAUCUGGACUCCUCCAGUCUGCAGUUGUUUCUGCUUACGUUAUGUUCUUGACUUGGUCUUCGAUGUCGAAUUCGCCCGAGCUCGAUUGCAAUCCAAGCAUCGCCAGCAUCCUCAACAUUACUGAUGGCGGCCAGCCAGACCCAAACACUGAUCCGACUCAAGGAAUAACUGGAUUUAACGCCCAAUCUAUCGUUGGCUUGAUUCUUUUCUUCUUGGCAGUCCUCUGGUCCUCCCUUACCAAUUCCUCCGCAGCAACUUACGAAAGACUGAAUGAAGGCUCUGGAAAACCCGCUGAAGCGGACACAGUUGUAAUGACAGAUCAAAGCGAUCCUGAAGGCGGAACCUGGGACGACGAAGAAGACGCUACUCAAUACAGCUAUAGCUAUCUGCACUUCAUGUUUUCCCUUGGAACUCUUUACAUUAUGAUGACAUUGACUUACUGGUUCAAUAUCUCUCAAGCCGCGGAAGCCAGCAAGGACAAUAAUCCGCUUGUCAUCGCCGGAUGGGCUCCCGUGUGGGUAAAAAUGUGUUCCGCCUGGGUGUGCGUUUUGCUCUACACUUGGACCAUGAUUGCUCCGGCUGUUCUCCAAGAUCGCGACUUUGGAUUCUAA
Oikopleura dioica is the source of this 1461-nucleotide messenger RNA. The record is from the annotation of a GenBank genome assembly. Lineage: Eukaryota; Metazoa; Chordata; Appendicularia; Copelata; Oikopleuridae.